AUAUUGAGGUGAAGCCACGUGGAGUUAGACCAUAGACCACACCUGAGUAUCUAACAGCUCUAGCUCUGUAGCUACAGUGUCUGUGUGUGUACUGCCAUCAAGAGCCAGCCAUGCCUACCAUCAGUGUGGAGAAGGACCUCCUGUUCAAGACACUGGGAAAGACAUACACUGAUGAAGAAUUUGAUGAGCUCUGCUUUGAGUUUGGCAUAGAGUUGGAUGAAGUGACAUCAGAGAAGCAGAUGCUCUCAAAGGAGCAGGGCGAGGGCAGAGCUGCUGAUGCUUCUGAUAAAAUCAUCUACAGAGUUGAAGUCCCCGCCAACAGGUAUGACCUACUGUGUAUGGAGGGGCUCACUAGAGGACUGCUGGUGUUCCUGAACAAAAUGGAUGCCCCGCGGUACAAGGCCGUCAAGCCAAGCUCUGGGAGUGUUCAGAGGAUGAUAGUCAAACCAGAGACUGCUCAAGUGCGACCGUAUGGACUGGCAGCUGUGCUUAGGAACGUCACCUUCACCAAGGCUAGCUACGAUAGCUUCAUUGAUUUGCAAGACAAACUUCACCAGAACAUUGGAAGGAGGAGGAGUUUGGUUGCCAUAGGAACCCACGACCUGGACACUGUUGAGGGGCCGUUCACGUACGAAGCCCUACCCCCAGAGCAGAUUAAAUUCAAACCCCUCAACCAGACUCGAGAGUACACAGCCGUUGAAAUGAUGGAGCUCUACUCAAAAGACAGUCACCUGCGACACUAUCUGCCCAUCAUACGAGACAAACCUGUUUAUCCGGUUAUCUACGACAAGAACAGAGUGGUUCUCUCCAUGCCUCCCAUUAUCAAUGGGAACCAUACUCGUAUUUCCUUGGAUACCAAGAAUGUGUUUAUUGACAUCACGGCCACUGACCUUACCAAGGCUAAGAUAGUCCUGGAUACCUUGGUGACAAUGUUCAGUGUGUACUGCAAGGAACCGUUCAUUGUGGAGUACGCUGAGAUUGAAAGACCUGAUGGAUCUAUACAACUGUACCCUGAGCUCCAGUCUCGUACUGAGGUGGUCCCUGUGAGCCUGAUCAACCGGAACGUUGGUAUACAGCUGUCGGCAGAGAAGGUGGCCUCACUACUCACACGGAUGUGCCUCCGGAGUGUGGUGUGUGAGGGUGGGAAGAGUGUGAGCAUCGAGGUCCCACCCACACGAGCAGAUAUUUUACAUCCUUGUGAUAUCGUUGAGGAUGUUGCCAUAGCGUUUGGUUUCAACAACAUCAAGAUGACCUUCCCCAACACUAACUGUAUUGCCCACGAGCUACCAGUGAACAAACUGACUGACCAGCUGAGGCUAGGAGUGUCCCAGGCAGGCUUCACUGAGGCCCUCACCUUCGCCCUGUGCUCCAGGGAUGAUAUAUCCAUGAGGUUGAGGAAGGACAUUAAAGACAUACCUGCUGUGCAUAUCAGCAACCCAAAGACUCUAGAGUUUCAGGUGGCCCGGACUACCCUACUCUCUGGACUACUCAAGACUGUGGCAGCCAACAAGAAGAUGCCUCUGCCCAUGAAGAUCUUUGAGAUCUCCGACAUUGUGCUGAAGGACACAGAGAAAGAUGUGGGAACACGGAACCAUCGUCGGUUGUGUGCAGUGUAUUAUAGUCGUACCCCCGGGUUUGAAGUGAUCCAUGGACUACUGGACCGUGUCAUGCAGCUGCUGGAGGUGUCCUUCACCAAAGAUGGCAGUGGAUACUUCCUCAAGGCAGCUGAAGACUCUACCUAUUUCCCGGGCCGUUGUGCGGAGGUGUGUGUACGUGGGAAGGUGAUCGGGAAACUGGGCGUGCUCCAUCCCGGUGUGUUGACGACCUUUGACCUCAACAUGCCCACCUCUGCUUUAGAAAUUGACAUUGAACCUUUCCUCUGAACAAAAAUUAUUGAAUGGCAUUUUUGAGUGUAUAAUUUGCAAUAUUUGGUAA
Halichondria panicea is the source of this 1935-nucleotide messenger RNA. Its product is annotated as phenylalanine--tRNA ligase beta subunit-like. Gene Ontology annotation, cellular component: phenylalanine-tRNA ligase complex; cytoplasm. Bases 111 to 1883 code for a protein of 590 amino acids. NCBI's taxonomy places the organism in Eukaryota, Metazoa, Porifera, Demospongiae, Suberitida, Halichondriidae. The transcript has 20 exons. Gene Ontology annotation, molecular function: ATP binding; RNA binding; magnesium ion binding. The record is from RefSeq and is a predicted model, not a curated record. Gene Ontology annotation, biological process: phenylalanyl-tRNA aminoacylation.